Messenger RNA from Rhincodon typus (whale shark), 1570 nucleotides. RefSeq names its product ectonucleotide pyrophosphatase/phosphodiesterase family member 7-like. The record is from RefSeq and is a predicted model, not a curated record. NCBI's taxonomy places the organism in Eukaryota, Metazoa, Chordata, Chondrichthyes, Orectolobiformes, Rhincodontidae. The coding region runs from base 58 to 1503 and encodes 481 amino acids. The transcript is spliced from 6 exons.
ACCUGUUUAACGUCUCUAGACUUAUCAGUCUCUAUCCUGUGUGUCAUUUGAUCUGCUAUGAAGCCGUUAAUCUUUUUUUCACUGGUAGCUGUAGUGGUCUGUGUGCCAAUCCAACACAAUGAGAAACGUCAGAAAGCAAAUAAACUCCUGUUGAUCUCUUUUGAUGGGUUUCGUUGGGAUUACGAUCAGGAUGUGGAGACACCACAUUUGGACUAUCUAGUUGCAAAGGGAGUGAAGGCAAAAUAUAUUAACCCACCCUUUGUAACCAUGACAUCGCCUUCACAUUUCACAGCUAUCACGGGACGAUGGAUUGAAGAUCACGGAGUGGUCCACAAUAUGUACUACAACACCACCACCCUACUUAAACUACCGCACAAGCUCACAUUAAGAAAGACACAGUGGUGGGAUAAUGGAGUACUCCCACUCUGGAUCACAGCUCAAAAGCAGGGGAGAAAGGUUGCAUCAUUCCACUAUCCGGGAGGAAAUGUGACUUAUGGUGGGCAAGCUAUAUAUCGAUCGCUGGGGGAGUCACUUACGCACCCAGAUGCUAAUGAGACAGAGUGGAGGCUGAACAUCGAUAUUGUCUUGGAAUGGUUUGCAAAAGAAGACUUUGAUUUCGUAACACUUUAUUACGGAGAACCUGAUAGCGUUGGACACAGAAAGGGACCAGAAACAGAGGACAGACGCACUAUCAUUCGUCAAAUUGAUAGAACCGUUGGCUACCUAAUAGACAGCAUCGAGAGGCAUAACCUGAAGGAUACGCUCAAUGUUAUAAUAACUUCCGACCAUGGAAUGACAACAGUAAAGAAAGCCCCUGAAAUAAAUGAAAUCAGACUGUCCAAAUUUAUCAGUUUUAAAAAUAUUAAGCUUGAGUUAUUGGACUAUGGUGGUUUUGGGAUGAUUCUACCAAAGGAAGGGAAGACCGAAGAAAUCUACCAGGCACUGAAGAAUGCCCAUCCUCAUCUAAAAGUCUAUAAAAAGGAGGAACUUCCUGAAAGAUUUCACUAUAGUAAAAAUGACCGUAUUUUGCCAAUCCUCCUUUAUGGUGACCUUGGCUAUAGUGUGAAUGGGAGAAUCAUACUUUACGUCAAUAGAGGAGAUCAUGGAUUUGACAAUGAGGAAAUGGACAUGAAAAUGAUUUUCCGAGCUUUUGGCCCUGAUUUUAAAAGUGCUUACCUAUCGGAGCCUUUUGACAGUGUCCAUAUAUAUCCUUUAAUGUGCAAGUUAUUAGGAGUGAGGCCUGAACCUAACAAUGGAUCGUUGGCGAUUACUGAAGGAAUGUUGGUCAAUUCAUUUGGAAAGUCAGUUUUUGAUACUGCAGUGGUGUCCUUUAGAUCGGACCGACUUUCUGCAAUCAUAGGUUUAGCUGCUGUCCUCACGUUCCUCGUCUUAGUUGCUGUCUUUCAAGUGACCCACUCUGCUUUUCAAAAAAGCAAAAGAUCUGAACGAGGAAAUCACGGCAGCUUCAACAACGGAAACAAAACUUCAACUACACACUUUUGAAGCCCUUCUGAGAAGUUGAUUUCAAGCCAGUCUUUCAGCUGUAAAAAAUGUUUAAAGAAUGUUUGAA